This is a messenger RNA of Tinamus guttatus (white-throated tinamou), 485 nucleotides long. Its product is annotated as hemoglobin subunit pi. NCBI's taxonomy places the organism in Eukaryota, Metazoa, Chordata, Aves, Tinamiformes, Tinamidae. Gene Ontology annotation, cellular component: haptoglobin-hemoglobin complex; blood microparticle; hemoglobin complex. Gene Ontology annotation, molecular function: oxygen binding; peroxidase activity; heme binding. Gene Ontology annotation, biological process: oxygen transport; hydrogen peroxide catabolic process. The record is from RefSeq and is a predicted model, not a curated record.
AUGCUGACUCAAGCUGAGAAGGCCGCUGUGGUCACCAUCUGGACAAAGGCGGCCAACCAAGCUGAUGCCAUUGGGGCCGAGUCACUGGAGAGGCUUUUCUCCAGCUAUCCCCAGACGAAAACCUACUUCCCUCAUUUCGAUCUCAGCCAAGGCUCUGCUCAGCUUCGUGGUCAUGGCUCCAAGGUCAUGAACGCUGUUGGGGAAGCUGUGAAGAACAUCGAUGACAUUAGAGGCACUUUGGCCAAACUCAGUGAGCUGCAUGCUUACAUCCUUCGGGUGGACCCAGUGAACUUCAAGCUGCUUUCCCACUGUAUCCUGUGCUCUAUUGCUGCCCGCUAUCCCACUGACUUCACCCCUGAGGUUCAUGCUGCGUGGGACAAGUUCCUGUCCAGUGUUUCCUUUGUUCUGACUGAGAAGUACAGAUAAAUGACCUUCACAGAGGGUGAGGGAUGCAUGUCCAUGGCAUGCCACAGCUGCCAAGCUCU